Molecule: messenger RNA, 1098 nt
Organism: Anthostomella pinea
Lineage: Eukaryota; Fungi; Ascomycota; Sordariomycetes; Xylariales; Xylariaceae
Source: the annotation of a GenBank genome assembly
AUGACUCCAGAACUCGCUGCUGCAGCCAAAGCACUCAGCUCGGCUUUCAAGGUCGGCCAGCACUGCUGGCAAUACGUCGCCGACGUGAUAGAUGCCCCCAAGGUGAUCUUGAGCAUCAAGGACGAGAUUCUAGAUGUUCAACGCAUCCUACAGCCUCUCCAAGCGUUCAUCUUGACCGACACCAGCCAGGAAAGCAAGCAUGGACUACUAGACGCUCUCAUCAGAUGCCAGGAAAUCCUUCUUUCUCUUGAACAGCUCGUGGAGCCCUCGGAAAUCAUACAGGACGACGCGUUCUCGACCACAUCACCGUCUUUCAAGCGCAAAUACCUGUCUUUUGGCUACCCGAUGGAAACAGAUGAGCGCAAUAGAUCGCCUACAAAAUCCCGCCACUAUGUGUUCGGCCGGGCGAGUUGUCGAUCAGAAGAUGAGACUACCCAUCGUCCCUCCUCUCCUCAGGCAAGCAGCCCUACUAGCUUGACAUCCCCCCACUACAGGGCCCAUGACGAGAAGUCCCCUCUGAUGCCGGGACAAUCACCGGGCAAGCAGAAGCGCAUGGUCUCGCGCACGGAGAGGUGGAAGUGGCCGCUGCUCGACCAAUCGAAAGCAGACAAGUUGCUCAGGCAACUAAAGACACAAAAGGACCAACUCGCCUUGUGGCUGGGAACCGACAACCCACUCAACCUCGGCGAAAUGAGGAAGGAGAUCCAAGCGGUCGAAGCAACGUUGGACGGUGAGAGCUCACCGCAUGUCCAGCACAAUGCUACAAGGAUAAGCGCGCUUGCCUUUGCAUGGCUCAAACCCAACAUCGACCUGCACGAGUACCACGCAGAGCAGCGCGACAAGCAGGAGGAUGAAACGUGUGACUGGAUAGUCAAAUCUGAGCUGUGGAGCGACUGGCUUGCUGGGGGUUCAACAGACCCCGAUCCGGAUGCUAAUCGGCGGUUUGUGUGGAUUUCUGGCCUUCCCGGCGCUGGAAAGACCGUACUCGUGUCGUUUCUGAUCGACGCUGUUGCAUUGGCUUGCCAGUCUACGGGUUUCUCUUACUACUACUGCUUCAACGGCCGGAACCAAGACGAAACCAGCUCUCUACUGCGAUAG